Molecule: messenger RNA, 3585 nt
Organism: Anolis sagrei ordinatus
Lineage: Eukaryota; Metazoa; Chordata; Lepidosauria; Squamata; Anolidae
Gene: CDH9
Product: cadherin 9
Biological process (GO): cell morphogenesis; calcium-dependent cell-cell adhesion; cell-cell junction assembly
Cellular component (GO): adherens junction; plasma membrane; catenin complex
Molecular function (GO): calcium ion binding; cadherin binding
Source: RefSeq, a predicted model, not a curated record
UCCUACACAUGCACAUCACUCACAUGCACUGCACACCUUCCCCACUCAUUUUCCAAACCUCCUCACAUUUGAGCACUGGCUGGAUCUUCAUCAGCAGCAAUUGCUCUUCAUCUGUGAGGGACAGUUGUUAUUAAUCAGGGGUUUGGAGUGGAAACCAAUCAGAUACAGGGUACCUCUGGCUUCGGUUUCCUAGUUGCCUAAGUUAAAAGUGAUGCAGAGAGAGAGGGAGAGAGAGGGAGAGAGAGAAAGAACAGGAGCAGAAGCUCUGAAUACAAGCAGAGCCAGCACGGGAGCUAGCAGUAACAGGCAGAGAGGAGAGAAGGCAGCACUCGAUCAGCAGUGGACAGCAGAGCACUGAGAACAAAUAGCCACCUCCACCAGGGAAAAUAAAGAUCGUGUGCAAGAGGAAUACAGUAUUAUUUUUGAGAAUUCUUCUGACUGAAACAAGAAACAUACCAAGGCUACCCAACAUUUUGCAGAAGGUACUAAUGAUGAGAACUUGCUACUGCGUAUCAUUUCUGAUCUGGACUUGUGUGUUUCACGAGACACCUGCUUCACCAUCCCCAAAAAGGACUACCAUGUAUUUGCAAACUGAGCGGAUAAUGGGUCUCCCGAAGGAUCAUGGAAAAGCACUGCAUCGUUCCAAGCGGGGAUGGAUGUGGAAUCAAUUUUUUUUACUGGAGGAAUACACUGGGCCAGAUACUCAGUAUGUAGGCAAGCUACACACUGACCAAGAUCAAGGAGAAGGAAAUUUAAAAUACAUAUUAACAGGAGAUGGGGCUGGCAGCCUAUUUGUUAUAGAUGAAAAUACAGGUGAUAUCCAUGCAGCAAAAAGGCUGGACAGAGAAGAAAAAUCCCUGUAUGUGCUCCGUGCCAAGGCUAUAGACCGAAAGACUGGUAGACAAGUGGAGCCAGAAUCAGAAUUCAUCAUUAAAAUCCAUGAUAUCAAUGACAAUGAACCUAAAUUUACCAAGGACAUAUACACUGCCAGUGUUCCUGAAAAGUCUGUAGUUGGCACCUCUGUUAUUCAAGUGACAGCUACAGAUGCCGAUGAUUCCAACUAUGGCAACAGUGCUAAAGUUGUGUAUAGCAUCCUCCAAGGACAGCCAUACUUCUCAGUGGAUCCAGAAACAGGCAUCAUCAAGACUGCUUUGCCAGAUAUGAGCAGAGAAAACAGAGAACAAUACCAGGUGGUCAUCCAGGCCAAAGAUAUGGGAGGCCAGAUGGGCGGAUUAUCAGGAACCACCACAGUGAAUAUCACACUAACCGACGUCAAUGACAAUCCACCUCGAUUCCCCCAGAGCACAUAUCAGUUCAACUCGCUGGAGUCUGCACCACUUGGGACUUCACUUGGAAGAAUAAAAGCCAAUGACCCUGAUGUGGGUGAAAAUGCUGAGAUUGAAUACAGUAUUGCUGCCGGCGAUGGAUCGGACGUGUUUGAUAUCAUCACUGACAAGGGCACACAGGAAGGGAUUAUAACUGUCAAAAAGCAAUUAGAUUUUGAAAAGAAGAAUCUGUAUAUCCUAAAAGUGGAAGCAACCAACACUCAUCCCGAUCCACGAUUUUUCUACAUGGGACCAUUUAAGGACUCGGCUCUGGUUAAAGUUUAUGUGGAAGACAUAGAUGAACCACCAGUUUUUAGCAUACCUUCAAACUUAAUAGAAGUAGAUGAAGAUGCCAGGGAAGGAAGUAUCAUUGGGCAAGUGAUAGCUCAGGAUCCAGAUGCUGCAAGGAACAUAAUAAAAUAUUCUUUGGAUCGUCACACUGAUUUUGACAGAAUAUUCAACAUCCACUCAGGAAACGGGUCCAUAUUUGUCUCAAAGACACUUGACCGAGAAGCAGCUCCAUGGCACAACCUCACUGUCAUAGCAACGGAAAUCAGCAAUCCAAAACAAAGUACUCAGGCACCUAUCUUCAUCCGGAUUUUAGAUAUAAAUGAUCAUGCACCAGAAUUUGCCAAGUACUAUGAAACUUUUGUUUGUGAAAAUGCCAAAGCAGGACAGCUUAUACAAACCAUUAGCGCAGUGGACAAAGAUGAGCCACCUCGGGGGCACAAAUUCUUUUUUGAGCUGGUGCCAGAAUACACAGUCCAUCCAAACUUCUCUGUUGUGGACAACAAAGAUAACACAGCUGGCAUCAUAACAAGAAGGAAUGGAUAUAGCCGCAGCAAAAUGAGCACCUAUCUCCUGCCAGUGAUAAUAUUUGAUAAUGACUACCCCAUCCAAAGUAGCACUGGGACACUAACUAUCAGAGUGUGCGCUUGUGAUAGCCGAGGGAACAUGCAGUCCUGUAAUGCUGAAGCUUUGCUUCUUCCUGCAGGCCUAAGCACAGGAGCACUCAUUGCUAUCCUUCUCUGCAUCAUUAUUUUGCUAGUUUUAGUUGUUCUGUUUGCAGCCAUGAAACGACAGAGGAAAAAAGAGCCCUUGAUCAUUUCCAAGGAUGAUGUCCGAGACAAUAUUGUUACCUAUAAUGAUGAAGGAGGGGGGGAAGAAGAUACACAAGCUUUUGACAUUGGCACACUAAGAAAUCCAGAAGCCAGAGAAGAAAGUAAAAUGAGAAGAGAUGUAAUGCCAGAAACUAUUUUCCAGAUAAGGAGAACAGCACCUCUCUGGGAAAAUAUUGAUGUCCAAGAUUUCAUUCAUCGAAGGCUAAAGGAAAAUGAUUUGGAUCCAACUGCACCUCCUUAUGAUUCUUUAGCAACCUACGCAUAUGAAGGGAAUGAUUCCAUAGCAAAUUCACUUAGUUCUUUGGAAUCACUUACUACAGAUGGCAGCACUCAAGAUUAUGAUUACCUCAGUGACUGGGGGCCUCGAUUUAAAAAAUUAGCAGAUAUGUAUGGUGGAGAUGAGAGUGACUAAUACCACAGUCUAGUAAUUCCACUGCAGAUAAAGUGUUCUCUUCUAUGAACAAUACCUGCCACCUUCUACUGAAAGAUGUGCCGAUACCACCAAUACAUUUGUGGAUCAUUCCUGUAAACUUUAGAGAGAAUGAAAGGGCAGUUCUGCCUAAAAGGAGCUCCAUGUUUACGACGGGGAGAGUGGAAAACUGGAUUGUGGCCCGAAAAUAUCAUUUUGUGACUUGGGCAUUGUUGAUGGGAUUAAUGCCUCUGUAACUAGCUGAAAGUGGCCUACAUUCUCUUACUUGGAAAAAUACAAAAAAUAUAUAGGUGUUUGUCUUAGUAAGGGUUGCUGAAUAUAUCAACAUGAAUGAAAAUGAUAAAGACCUUUUUUAAAAAAGAGAAAAAAAAACUAUGAUUCACCCUCUGCCUAAGAUGUUGGAAAGACGAUAUUCAACACUUAUGAGAAAGACACCUAAAAAGGCUUUUUGUGCCUUUUGUGAUGAGUUGAAAAAGUUUACCUUUUUCUAAAGGAAUACUUUGCUUCACUUUUACUACUACCCAUUUGGAACAAUCUUAUAAUGUACCCAUCUUAUAAUGUAAUCUGAAUACACUUUACAAACAAGAAUGAGUAUUACUGCCAUAUUUAUUGAGUAAAACAAUAUCUGUGUGUUGAUUCAUGAUAUUUUUAUAUCUGUAUAUUUAUAUUUUUGUAUUUUUUCAUAAAUAAAUUAGUAUUUCUUAAUAGA